GCCAUGUGUUUAGUGAGGUUCAGAACAGCACCUUACACAUGAUUGGGUUUGCAUCAGACUAUGUAACUAGGAGUUUAUAUUUGGGCUAAUAUCUGUAAUUUUAACUCCCUCCUUUAAAUAGGGACGUUAAGUGACUUUUAUUUUGCCUGUUUUUCCGGGGUGCUAAUCAAAUAGGAGCACCGCGUGUUCAGCAGGUUAUAAACAGGUAUUUUUGUUUAUUUGUUGUAUUUUACUCGUAAAAAUGGUCCGUAAACUGAAGUUUCAUGAGCAGAAGCUCUUAAAGAAAGUCGAUUUCAUUAACUGGGAGGUGGACAACAAUCUGCACGAGGUGAAAAUCCUGAGGAAAUACCACAUCGAGAAGAGGGAGGACUACACUAAGUACAACAAGCUGAGUCGCAACAUCAGAGAAGUAGCCCAGAAAAUACGCGACCUGGAUGAGAAGGAUGGUUUUAGAGCUCAAAGCACCUCCCAGCUACUGGAGAAACUCUACAGUGUUGGCUUGAUCCCCACCAAGCAGAAUCUGUCUCUCGCCAGUAAUGUCUCUGCGUCCUCUUUCUGUAGGAGGCGGCUGCCCUCUGUCAUGAUGAAGCUGCGUAUGGCUCAGAACUUGAAGACCGCCAUCACUUUCGUUGAGCAAGGACAUAUUCGUGUUGGGCCUGACAUUGUCACAGAUCCUGCUUUUCUUGUCACAAGGAAUAUGGAGGAUUUCGUGACUUGGGUGGACUCCUCCAAGAUCAAACAGCAUGUCAUGAAUUACAAUGAGGAGCGCGACGAUUUUGAUCUCGUGGUUUAAAGCUGUUGGAUUUACCUGGAGUCAUUCAUCCUGAGAGCCGAAGGAGAAUUCAGGGGCCACUCUGGAUCUACACUCAGCAGAAUGAUGUGGAAGAAAGGCAGAUGCGGUGCGGACUGUCAUGAAUGUGUUCUUGCUGAGGGAGAAAACUGUAUCUGCACCUAACAAACCUCUGUGAUGGCAAAUUGCAAGACUGUAUUGUGUAGUGAGAUAAAAGUAUCUUGCAUAUUUAACAUCCACUGAGAAGAAUCAUUCUAGUAGUUUAUCAUUUGUCAAGAACUUGUUUUGUAACAAACUGUAUGGUUUGUACAGAAUCUUCACUUUCACACUGUAUUUCUUCUUUUUUAAUGCUUCUGCAAGCAUCUUAGCUGCUAGUCCGCCAGUAGUCCAGCUGGAGGAGUAACUAGAAAGAAGUAAUAAAGCUGAAAAAAAGAAAUA
Colossoma macropomum (tambaqui) is the source of this 1228-nucleotide messenger RNA. It is a transcript of the gene imp3, whose product is annotated as IMP U3 small nucleolar ribonucleoprotein 3. The transcript is spliced from 7 exons. The record is from RefSeq and is a predicted model, not a curated record. The coding region runs from base 242 to 793 and encodes 183 amino acids. Gene Ontology annotation, cellular component: small ribosomal subunit; small-subunit processome; Mpp10 complex. Gene Ontology annotation, biological process: rRNA processing. Gene Ontology annotation, molecular function: rRNA binding; snoRNA binding; structural constituent of ribosome. NCBI's taxonomy places the organism in Eukaryota, Metazoa, Chordata, Actinopteri, Characiformes, Serrasalmidae.